Fukomys damarensis (Damara mole-rat) is the source of this 1648-nucleotide messenger RNA. Its product is annotated as WAP four-disulfide core domain protein 15A-like. The record is from RefSeq and is a predicted model, not a curated record. The transcript has 5 exons. Bases 289 to 531 code for a protein of 80 amino acids. Gene Ontology annotation, molecular function: peptidase inhibitor activity. Gene Ontology annotation, cellular component: extracellular region. NCBI's taxonomy places the organism in Eukaryota, Metazoa, Chordata, Mammalia, Rodentia, Bathyergidae.
CUCUCUCUCUCCUCACUGCUGGCUCCCAGCACUGGAGUACUGCCCAUAAGCACUGGAUUGCUACUAGCCAGCCCUGAAGAAGCCUCAAGAAAAUCCAACUUGCUGACAAUCAUUUAAAGUGGGAAGAGAUUAAAAACAGAAUCAGCAGGAGCAUUACAGGAAACAUCUAGAAUUUGCUGGAAAAGCUGACCUCCUGCCCCGGAAACCACAGCGCCCCCUGUUGGUGGUCCUCCUCCGAGCUGACAGGAACAUCCUGCCUUCCGCUCAAGUGCCCAUUUUCCAGCCGCUAUGAAGCUGAGCAGCCUCUCCCUGCUGGCCUUGACCAUCUUGCUUUGCCUCCACAUGGCCCAGCCUGGACUACGGAAGAAUGGAACUAAAUGGAAACCUGGAUAUUGCCCAGAGUUUUUUCUUGAGUGUGCUUUCAAUGGAUUCCCUGGGUGCUUGAGUGAUCGAAAUUGCAAGUCAGGCAAGAAGUGUUGCUACUACAACUGCCGACAUCAGUGUAUGAAACCAGCGUUAUCUGUGGAUUGAGGUGGAAACUUCUUCUUAACCAGGCCUGAGAAGACUGAUACUAAGAGCUCAGACUUGGAUAAUUGGACACCAAAUCUUCCCUGCUUCUCCCAGGCCUUCAGGUUAUCAAGAAUUAAAUCCAUGCAAAAGUUAAAUGCAUAGUAACAUGAAAACAAAGAAACAAAGCCUUAUGUAUUAGCCCGUUUCUGUUGCUAUAACAAACUGCUUAAGGGUGAAUACUUCCCAGAGAAAAUGGUUUACUUAGCUUGCAGUUCUAGAGAUUCAGGAGCAUGCCCAAAUUAUCUGCUCACCUCACAGAAAAUGGCACAGUGGUGAGAGCACAUUUGAGUGUGGAGAGUGGUGUAUGCAGAAUAAAAAGUCUAGGGAAGCACCAGAGUCCCUUAUAAUAACCCUGUUUUCAGGAGAAUUAACUGAUUCACAAUGUCUGCAUUGAUAACUUCUAAAGGUAUUGUCCCCAUAAUCUAAUUAUCUUCCACAAGCCUCCCACCUCCUAAAAUCUACUAUCUAUCAAUACUGACACACUGGAAAUCAAGCUUCCAACAUAUAAACCCUUGGAGGACAGACUCAGACAAUAUUCAAAUCAUGUCACAUUGUAUAUUUAAAACUACAUGAGUAUCUACAAGAUUUCUGAGUCUCUCAUUCUGUCUUUCUUUCCCACCCCUACAAUCACAUGCCCUCCUGGGUGAUUCCAUAUGAUAUAUAAAAUAUAUGGAGUUACUAUUUCACAUUAGAUUUUAAUCAUUCUUGCACUUAUAAUUUUGUGAUAUAUUUCUCUUUUAAAAUAUGUCCUGACACCCAGAUUUUCCAUAGGUCAGAUUUAAGGGACACUGUAGAGUAAAACUUUUGGGUUAGGAUCUUUCAAAAACCAAACAUGUUCUCCUAGGGAGAAGGAGCAAGUAAUUUUUGCUAGUUUCUCUGGUACUGGUGCCAGUGGUCUUUCCAUUUGUAGAUCUACAGCUAGAUUUGAAAUUUUGGAUUGGAAAUGGAGCAGGACAUAACUUAGGUCCAGGAUACUUUAUGUCCUACAGAAUGUAGGUUAUAAUAAACUAAGAAGAGGAAUUUUUUCUUUUUAUUUUAUGAAAAAAUAAUUUCAUAGGGCCGGGGAUUUAGCUCAAUG